AUGAGCGCGAAGCUGAUUGACGGGAAGGGGACGGCGGCACAGAUCCGCCAGGAGCUCGCAGCCGAGGUCGCGGAGCUCAAGGAGAAGCACGGCAAGGUUCCUGGGCUGGCGGUGGUCCUGGUGGGGGACCGGAAGGACUCGGAGACGUACGUGCGCAACAAGAAGAAGGCCUGCGAGGAGGUCGGGAUCGUGAGCUACGGCACCGACAUGCCGGACACCGCCACGGAGGAGGAGAUCCUCAACGUCGUGCGCGACUACAACUCCAACCCCAACGUCCACGGCAUCCUCGUCCAGCUCCCGCUGCCGAAGGGCAUCAACGAGGCGCGCGUGCUGGACGAGAUCUCGAUCGACAAGGACGUGGACGGGUUCCACCCGCUCAACAUCGGGAUGCUGGCGAUGCGCGGGCGGGACCCGCUGUACGUGCCGUGCACGCCGCGCGGGUGCAUCGAGCUGCUCGAGCGCGGGGGGUUCCAGGUCGCGGGCAAGAAGGCGGUGGUGGUGGGGCGGUCCAACAUCGUGGGGACGCCCGCCGCGAUGCUCCUGCAGCGCCGCGACGCCACCGUGUCGGUCGUGCACUCGCGGACGCCGGACCCGGAGAAGUUCAUCAAGGACGCCGACAUCGUCAUCGCCGCGUGCGGCAUCGCAGAGUUCGUCAAGGGGGAGUGGCUGAAGCCCGGGUGCGUGGUGAUUGACGUGGGCAUCAACGCUGUGGACGACCCGAGCGCCAAGCGCGGGUACCGGCUGGUGGGCGACGUGAACUUCAAGGAGGCGUCCGAGGUUGCCGCCGCGAUCACACCCGUGCCCGGCGGCGUGGGGCCGAUGACCAUCGCGAUGCUGCUCAAGAACACCGUCGACGGAGCGCGGCGCACGUUCGAAGCGUCGUCGUAG
Messenger RNA from Pedinophyceae sp. YPF-701, 888 nucleotides. Lineage: Eukaryota; Viridiplantae; Chlorophyta; Pedinophyceae. The record is from the annotation of a GenBank genome assembly.